CGUGGGUCAUGUGUAACAAUGGCCGAUGAGACAUCCAAACAGCAGCCCGUGCUCAUGAAAAAGCUGAACAACACUCUUAAAAGUAGCACUACUUUGCUGGCUGGAGUGGCGAGGACCCCAAACGGCAUACCAGCGUUGCCGGACACGGACAGCAAUGACGACAUCGCGAUUGGCGCGCUCGCACGGAAAUAAAUGCACGACCACUUCAGAAUGAGCAGAGUGCUGAUUUCUAGUAUCAUUGUUUACAUAGUUACCUUGGUGCUGGUAUAGAUCUACUUAGUUGUGGCUAUGUUGAGGUGCGUUUUCGAACUUCGAAGCAAGGUUUUCGCGGCAAAUCGGACAGUUUCAUCUUCCAUUAAUUGCUCUAGAAUGGAUGUUGGAUGAUUAUAUGUUGCUUUGGAGGAGCGGUGGGCUUGGAGGCGCGGUGGCGUGUGGACCUCUGACUUCCGGUCGCGCGGGAGCAUCCUUUGAGGAGUUUUGGAAGAAGCUACCGAAGGCGGUGGUUGCCCAGUCUAGUCAAAAUUUCGAGGUCCUGCAGCUUGCAGACGGUACUGCAUUCCCAGAUCCUGGCCAUUCCACGACUUUGCUUGUUCGCCCAUGCUACCACACCCUGUGUAAGAAGAUCUUUGCAUCUGUGGGCAAGUCUGAUCCCCCCUCCCGCCAAGUCCUCAUUCGCGGCACGCCAGGUAUUGGCAAGAGCACUUUCCUGGACUACUUGCUUUAUCAGCUGGCAUGCCGGGGUGAAACCGUCGUGUGGUGCAGCAAGGCCGUGAAACGUGCACUGCUGUUUACACCCAACGGUGUGUUCGAGGCAGCCUCCACUGCAGCUUUUGACAAGGAGCUAGCAGAUCCGAGAACAUGGUUCAUAUGUGACGCGGUGGAGCCUGAGUCCACGAAGGCAAUUACUGUUAUGGCAUCAUCUCCACGCAAAUCGAACUACAACGAAUAUGCCAAGCAAGCUGGCCUGAGGUUAUGGAUGGGCCCCUGGUCCUAUGUGGAGCUGGAGGCAGCACGUGGCAUCAUGUUCUCUUCGGUCAGCAAAGCUAAACUGUCAGAGCUGUAUGCUCGGUGGGGCGGCAUCCCACGUUACGUCCUGAAGUACGCAGCCAACCCCGAACUGCAGGAGGAGCUUGAUGCAGCGGUGGCAACCGUUAAUAUGGAUCUCUUGUGGAAAUCCGUAGGCAACAUUGAGGCUGCACCGGAUGUCAGCCACAAACUGAUCCACGUCGAGGUGGAUGAGAACUGCAGCAGGAAACGCCUAGUCUUUGGCUCCGGGAUGAUCGGCCAGCGUGUGAUGCAGGAGUUGCAUCGGCAGGGUACUGCUGAGUUGGCCAAAUUCGUUAAGUGGUCCGCUGGCAGACCAGAUUUGGCCUCACUUAGAGGCAUAAUGUUCCAGGGGCUAGCACAUUACUUGCUGUGCCGGGGCGGCUCGUUUCGUAUGCGCAGCCUUUCUAACCCCGGAGAGCAGGAGGUCAGCCUGGAGGUGCCGGAAAUGGAGUUGAUGGAGGUGCAGGACAGCGACCUCAAAAAAAUCAGCCCCACAACAAAAGGGUCUGGGCUCCUGGUGCCGGUGGCGAGGAACUUCGCCGGCGUGGACAGCUUUUUGAUUUUGCCUGACAGCAACGGCAAGGCAGCGCGACUGCUCCUUAUCCAGGUGACUGUCUCUGCCAAUCACCGUAUUAGCGCGUCAGGGCUGCAAACCUCCAUGCGGAAACUGUCCAGGGACCUGAAGGGGCUCAAGCGCGAAAUGUACUUUGCAGUGCCGCCCGACCUGUUCAAGCAGUUCAGGAAGCAACAGUUUGAGGGGGCAGCUAAGGACUCCAUCGAGAUCGAUCAGUUUGCCAUCGAGAUCCCCCUGCCCUGGAAGCUGCAGCAGCAGCAGCAACUUUCCGACUGCUGGCAGAGGUGGCCAUGUUGCGCCGUCUGCUUUGAGCAGGUCCCCAACGGGCAUCUCAAUUCCGAGGCGCAGCCAUCUGCCACGGUUGAAUCCGCGCAUGGUCAUCCUUCCGAAGCCGCAUAUCUCGAGCAUCUCCUCUGCUGCCCCCAGUUGGCGGUGAUGGUGUCGCCACUGCAGCUGUGGCAGCUGCAUCCGCUGGUGAUGGCUGGUAUGGUGGCCGCUGUGGAUGUGGAUGAGAACUGCAGCAGGAAACGCCUAGUCUUUGGCUCCGGGAUGAUCGGCCAGCGUGUGAUGCAGGAGUUGCAUCGGCAGGGUACUGCUGAGUUGGCCAAAUUCGUUAAGUGGUCCGCUGGCAGACCAGAUUUGGCCUCACUUAGAGGCAUAAUGUUCCAGGGGCUAGCACAUUACUUGCUGUGCCGGGGCGGCUCGUUUCGUAUGCGCAGCCUUUCUAACCCCGGAGAGCAGGAGGUCAGCCUGGAGGUGCCGGAAAUGGAGUUGAUGGAGGUGCAGGACAGCGACCUCAAAAAAAUCAGCCCCACAACAAAAGGGUCUGGGCUCCUGGUGCCGGUGGCGAGGAACUUUCCUGCCGUGGACAGCUUUUUGAUUUUGCCUGACAGCAACGGCAAGGCAGCGCGACUGCUCCUUAUCCAGGUGACUGUCUCUGCCAAUCACCGUAUUAGCGCGUCAGGGCUGCAAACCUCCAUGCGGAAACUGUCCAGGGACCUGAAGGGGCUCAAGCGCGAAAUGUACUUUGCAGUGCCGCCCGACCUGUUCAAGCAGUUCAGGAAGCAACAGUUUGAGGGGGCAGCUAAGGACUCCAUCGAGAUCGAUCAGUUUGCCAUCGAGAUCCCCCUGUGGGCGGUGAUGGUGUCGCCACUGCAGCUGUGGCAGCUGCAUCCGCUGGUGAUGGCUGGUAUGGUGGCCGCUGUGGAUGUGGGCACAAGGUUGUGAACGUCAGAGGCUUAGAAAUCUAGUCGGUGGCUUUGCUUGUUUUGGUCACCAUGGCAUGAUGCCUUAUUGGGCCCUCUAGACAUGCAGAUUCAUGUUAACGGUUGGGCUCGCAGCUGGUGUGUACCUGGGGACUGGUCAUUGCUGGGCAUUUGCUCAUUUGCUGGUGUUGCAGGUUGUGUAGAUAUAGGCACAGAUGGGCAUGUAUCUGUAAGUGCGCUGAGUUGUACAAGGAAACAGCUACAGAUAUGAGUGGUAGCAUGGGCGGAGUAGGUUUGUACGGCUGAAUAUGUGUACACUUGUGUACGGCUGAAUACAUGCCUUGGCAUCUCUGAACGGGCCUGCAUGUGUUGGACUGCUGUUGGGGGUGCUGGCUGUGAGGUGUUUGCAGCUCAACAGUGGGUGUACUGCUUUCAGGAAGGGAGGCGCGCUGGGGCAGCAAAGUGAUGCUGUAUGAGUAGAUUGUUUGGCAAGCAAGGGUGUGAGAAGUCAUUGCAAUUGUGUACUUUGAGGGCAGGUGGCACAGGCUGGCAUGGACCUCCUGGAUUGGAGUGUAGUGUGAUUGCAUGUUGACCUUGCCCUGGACAUGAACCUGUGGGAUGGAGGAGGGGAAAAGGAUGUCGAUCCUGGCACGCGGCACUUGAUUGUGAAGUGAUGCAACAUGAGGCAGACAGACAGUGCGCCUGCAAUGGGAUGGUCAUGUAAGUGCCUUAAUAAUGAGGAGGCAUGGCAAGUCCGUGCAGCACCUAAGCUUGACCUGUUAAACAGGCUCGAUAGACGGUCAUUGGCAAAGAAGUGGUCAGAGACUUUGCCGUGCGGGUGUAUGGGGGCUGCAUUCAAAACAAAAGCAAAACAACACUUACUAAAUGAUGAACCCAAAACGAUUAGCAUGGUGCUUUCCUUGAGAUACCUGUCACGUGCUACACCGUCAUGCAUGAAGGGAAGGUAGCAUUUUUGGGCGGGGCCCCAGAGUGAAGCGCCCAGGGGGCCCCUGACCUGUAUGAUUGCCCAUGUCCGUGUGUGUGUGUGUGUGUAACGGACCAAAC
Volvox carteri f. nagariensis is the source of this 3891-nucleotide messenger RNA. RefSeq lists its product as uncharacterized. Bases 374 to 2848 code for a protein of 824 amino acids. The record is from RefSeq and is a predicted model, not a curated record. NCBI's taxonomy places the organism in Eukaryota, Viridiplantae, Chlorophyta, Chlorophyceae, Chlamydomonadales, Volvocaceae. The transcript is spliced from 9 exons.